AUGCGUGGCAAGUCACGCAGAGGGGGGACUGGAUGGCUCCAAUGUGAUGAAGCGGUUCCUGUUGAUGCAAAGAAUAAGAGGAUGAUGAAAGAAGUAGUAACGGAGGAACCUUCUUCUGCAGCAGUGUCGCAGCAGCAGCGACGAACGAUGCCCAUGAACUUUUUCCCCCACCAGCCUCAGCCUCACCUCCAGCAAUUACGUCAGUCUCCGUUUUCAUUCAACUUCAGCAGCCAACAGCAGCAGCGACCAACUGAUCAACCCGAAAAUCUGGACAGAUUUUUGACGAGGCCCUUCACUUCCUACACUGCUUUAUUAACUGAAGAAGAUGAUUGUGUCCCUGGUCCUCUCAGACGCAUGUAUGACCACAUUGAUCAGAUUACAAAAUCCCACAGUGGAGAAGUGAGAAACAUGUUGUUCGAUGUUUAUAGGCGGUACUACAAUAGUCUUAUAAGCACUGUGAAUCAGGAAGCAGAGAAAAAAUUGAUAGAGAAAGAAGAAGAGUUGAGGCAGGCGAAGACGAAAAUUGUGGAUAUGGAGCAGACGAUACGCCAGUUAACUUACCAGGGUCGGCACUUGCAAACAAGAAUUAAGAAUCUUGACAUGAGGUCUGCAGCACAGGAAGCUCGUCUUUGUGCGGCUGCUCAAGCGGGGGCAGCACAACAACACGAGUCCGCCGAGUCCUCUUACUUUGAUCCCAAUAGGGUGGAUCCUGUGGCCCCUUGCAGAGCCUGCUUCAAGGCAGAGGCGGCUGUCAUUAUAUUUCCGUGUCGCCAUCUUUGCGUCUGUGCAUCAUGCGCUGCUACUGUGAAUGUUUGCCCUGUUUGUCUAACUCCCAAGUGUGCUACACAUGAAGUCGUUUUUCCUUGA
This is a messenger RNA of Capsicum annuum, 867 nucleotides long. RefSeq names its product probable BOI-related E3 ubiquitin-protein ligase 3. The record is from RefSeq and is a predicted model, not a curated record. Lineage: Eukaryota; Viridiplantae; Streptophyta; Magnoliopsida; Solanales; Solanaceae. Gene Ontology annotation, molecular function: ubiquitin-protein transferase activity. The coding region runs from base 1 to 867 and encodes 288 amino acids. The transcript has 3 exons.